AUGGAUACCCUAAAAUUAGAAACUCUCAUUUUAAGUGAUGUCGAUUGUAACGAUCCCGAAUACUUGCCACAAGACGCAAAUAUAUCUGAUACCGAAUCAGAUAUAGAAAGUGGCACAGAUGAAACUGAAAACCAAAGCCAAAAUGAAAAUUUACCGUAUAGCUGUCGUGAUGUUACAAAUGCAUUAGAUGUAUCCACUGCAAAGACACUUCCGGGGUCAAACAGAUGCGACGAUGAUGAAUUAUACGUUGAUAGAUCUCGGGGUCGUAACGGGGACAUGAAACAGAAUUUCUGUUUCUACUGUCAUACGAAGCAUCUCAAGAUUGCCCGUCAUUUGGAAAACAAACAUCGCGAUGAACCAGACGUCAAGAAAUUUGUUGACCUUCCAAAGAACAGUACUGAAAGAAGAAAAAUAAUAGCAGUUAUUCGUAAGAGAGGCAAUUUUUUAUUUAAUACGCAAACUCAAUACAACGACGGAGAAUUGAUUGUUUCAAGGAGACCAAAUACAAAAUUUGUUAGGUCUGCUCGUGACUUCCAAGCGUGUGCAAAUUGUAAGGCUUUCUUCUCCAGAAAUGCUCUCAGAAUACAUUUUGCAAAAUGCACUGGACGAAGUAGUAAGAAAAACAGAGUUGUUACGGUGAUGAGUAAAAAAGUGAUGGCUCGGGUACACCAUCGAGCCACAGAUACUGUGAAAAAUCUAAUAUUUCCUGCGCUCAGAGAAGAUGACGUGGUACGAGCUAUUCGCUACGACGAGUUAGUAAUAGUCCACGCUAACAAAAUGGGUGAAAAAUAUCAAGAGGCGAGGGACUAUGAAACGGUUCGACAGCGUAUGAGACUUCUAGGUCGUUUUUUAAUAACAAUAAGAAAAUUGAAUAAAGAUGUCACAGAUAUUACCUCCGUCUUUGACCCAAAAUUCUGUGACGAUGCUGUAGCAGCCAUCAUCAUAGAAGCUAAGCUUCACCCAUCUUCACAAGGAUCUGCAACACCGGCUGUUGCUUCUGCUUUGGGUACACUGCUCAAACUGCUAGGUUCAAUUCUGAUAAAUGAAUGCAUCAAGAAGCACGAUCAUGACAAGAAGAAGCAUGCAAAAGACUUCGUAAAAUUACUCACACAGGAACUAGCACUUAGUGUUAAUCGAAGAGUUACAGAAUCUCAGACGCUGCAAAUAAGGAGAACAAAAGUUGAGUUACCGUCGAUGGCAGAUGUAAAGAAAUUAUGUAUGUACCUCGAUCAGCAAAGGAACGCAGCAUUUCAAGAACUGAGAAAUAAUUUUUCUGAGGAAGCUUGGAUAAAAUUAGCUGAAACAACGUUGACAUCAGUACAGAUCUUCAAUCGCCGACGAGCUGGUGAAAUCGAGAGAGCUACUAUCGAAGAUUUUAGGAAUCAUCAAAGCCUUGAUGUGAACACGGACAAAGACAUAUUCAAUUCAUUAUCGAAAGGAAGCCAAGUACUGGCUCAAAAGUAUGUCCGUUUUGCUAUUAGGGGCAAACUAAAUAGAACAGUUCCAGUCCUCCUCAGUACCCAACUAUUGUUACGUGCCAGCCGGUAUCCACGGCGGCGCCCUCCCUGCGCCCUACCUGACCAGCGUGCAGUUAUCAUAAGAGAGCCUCACGUGCUCUUACCGAUAGUCGUAGAUUAA
Neodiprion virginianus is the source of this 1638-nucleotide messenger RNA. RefSeq lists its product as uncharacterized. Bases 1 to 1638 code for a protein of 545 amino acids. The record is from RefSeq and is a predicted model, not a curated record. Lineage: Eukaryota; Metazoa; Arthropoda; Insecta; Hymenoptera; Diprionidae. The transcript has a single exon.